This is a messenger RNA of Anopheles marshallii, 1593 nucleotides long. It is a transcript of the gene Rbsn-5, whose product is annotated as rabenosyn-5. The transcript has a single exon. The coding region runs from base 1 to 1593 and encodes 530 amino acids. Lineage: Eukaryota; Metazoa; Arthropoda; Insecta; Diptera; Culicidae. Gene Ontology annotation, molecular function: metal ion binding. The record is from RefSeq and is a predicted model, not a curated record.
AUGGACAAACCGUUCGACAUGGUCGAUAAAGAGUCCGCAACGUCAUCGUCCGGUGCCUUCCUACUGCCGACCGACAGUGAAAUCCUCGAAGGGUUCCUAUGUCCGAUCUGCAAGAGUGAUCUCCGCACGCCGGAACGUCUGACGGUGCACGUGGAGCACGAACAUUCCGAGGAGCAGGAUCUGCUGAAAUCGCUGAAGGAAAUAUUCAGCAUCGCCCGGCAGGGUAUACUACUGAAGGGCAAGAAGAAACCGGUCCAAACCGGCGAUGGUGGCGGUGAUGCGACCGCGCCAAAGUUCGGGUCCGAGACAGGCGUUGCGUUCGGAAGUGCCGGCACGGCUAAUAAUCCGUUGCUGCAACCAGGCAAUCAAACGAUCGGUUGUAGCUGUGAGCAUAUGGCCUACUUUAAAGCAGUGCGUAGUCCACGGCUUGAACGGUAUGCGGCCGAGACGAACAAAUUGAUUAUCCGGCUGGAUAAGCUGCUGGACGGGCUACCGACCGAGCCGGAUCAGAAGAAACGGCACGAACAGAGCAAGGUACCAUGGAUCGACGGGAAGCUGGUGAAGCUUUGCCCGACCUGUGCGAAGAGUUUCGGCAUAACGCGCCGUCAGCAUCACUGUCGCGUGUGUGGCUCGGUAAUGUGCGAUGGCUGCUCGCGCUAUCUUACCCUGGAGGAAGCGGGCAGGUUGGUGAACCCGAACACCAUCAGCCCGGCGUCCGGUGGUGCAUUACCGGAACCCACCCAACCGGGUGCACCGGUGAACGAGUCGAGCCACUUUCGGGUUUGCGAACACUGCAUGCGGCUGCUGCUGAUCCGGAUGGAGACGCAGGACUGGAAACGGGAACGUCCGCUGAUUAGACAGUUUUACGAAACGCUCCGCAAGGAGCGCACCGACAUCGAGCCCCACAUUGGGAUGUAUCGGCGAAUACUGGACAGUUUGUACGAGGGUGACGUUAUCUACCGGCUGUCGGAUGCAUCCACGCUCCGGGAAAAGAUUGGCCGUUCGGCGGAAAAGUUAGACAACGUCAGCAAGAGUCUGCAGACGCUCCGUUCCGCCGUCGGUAGUCGCGAGGAUGUACUCAAGAAGGCUAUCCGACUCGGGUGUAUUUCGUACAUCAAGGAGCAGAUGCUGUCCAUCCCACCGCUGCCGGUAGAGGACGAGAUCAAAAAGAUACAGCAGCGCAAACGGCAGGAAACGGAACGGCGCCUCGAACGUGAACGACAGCUAGCGCUGGAAGCGUUUGAACGGCUGGAAUUACAGUCGGGCGGAAGCGGUGAUGCCGGUGCCGAUCGUCAGAAUGGAAGUUCCUCCAGCUCGAGUACCGCAUCGACGGCGGAAAUGACCAACGGUCGAUACGGUGCGGCCGUCUCAACGAUGGACAAUUGGACCGGUACCCAAACCGGUCCAUCCAACACCACGUCCGACCCGCUGAUCGAUCAGAUCAACAUCGUGAAGGGCUACAUCCGGCAGGCUCGGGCAGCACUCCGUUUCGAGGAGGUGGCCACACUCGAGCGCAAUUUAAGCGAGCUAACGCAAGAGUUCUAUUACCGGCAGCGGUUGGACUCGGAUACCAAACAACCGGAAGCCCAAUGA